AUGGCUAGCAGCAUGGCCUUUGACGGCUCUCUGCCUCUCACUGCCCGAGAGGCUGCAUCUGGUUUGCUGGGCUCAGUGUCUAUGUGUUGCUGGAUUUUUCUACUGGUUCCUCAGCUCAUUGAGAACUAUCGCAAUGGCAAUGCGGAAGCCAUCUCGCUGCUCUUCGUUUUUGUCUGGUUUAUCGGCGACGUGACAAACCUGCUCGGUGGUGUCUUAGCUGGCCUAGUGCCCGUCAUUGUCGCGAUUGCAGUGUACUUCUGUAUUGCGGAUGGUGUUCUAAUUGCCCAAUGCCUGUACUACAAAGCGCGCAGCUCCCGUCGUGACACAUUUCACCAUCGCCGGCGCUCAUCAACCGAGACACCCGAUCCCACCACCCCGCUUCUUGGCCGGCGAUUCAGCGACAGUGUUCCACAAGGACGCCGGCGCUCAUCUGGCUCUCUGCGUGGCUACCAAGGUGCUGGCCGACGCGAGAGUCAAGUGGAAGACCCAUUGGCCAAGAUCGUGGAGGAAAAUGAGUAUGGUGGCAAGGCGUGGAUCAAGAAUUUUAUCAGUGUGCUUGGGAUCUUUGUUGUCGGCAUGGCCGGGUGGACUAUUGCCUGGAGGACUGGCGUGUGGGAACCAGCGCCGCAGGAGAACACCAAACCAGUGGAUAUGGCAACCGGAGGCCAGAUUCUGGGCUACGCGAGUGCGGUUUGCUACUUGGGGGCGAGAUUGCCUCAGAUCUACAAGAACUAUAGUGACAAGUCCUGCGAAGGCUUGUCGCUUCUCUUCUUCAUUCUCUCCCUCCUGGGCAAUCUCACAUAUGGUGCCGGUAUUUUGUGCCAUUCUACCGAGAAGGAAUAUGUCAUGACCAAUCUUCCUUGGCUGAUUGGAUCUCUUGGCACCAUGGUUGAAGAUGUUGUCAUUUUCAUCCAAUUUCGCAUCUACGCUAUUCAGGACGAUCCUCUUGUAAUAGCUCCUUGA
Molecule: messenger RNA, 963 nt
Organism: Penicillium macrosclerotiorum
Lineage: Eukaryota; Fungi; Ascomycota; Eurotiomycetes; Eurotiales; Aspergillaceae
Product: PQ-loop repeat-containing protein
Exons: 5
Coding region: 1-963 (320 amino acids)
Biological process (GO): basic amino acid transmembrane export from vacuole
Cellular component (GO): fungal-type vacuole membrane
Source: RefSeq, a predicted model, not a curated record